Messenger RNA from Pieris napi, 2853 nucleotides. Its product is annotated as transmembrane protein 62-like. The transcript is spliced from 5 exons. Gene Ontology annotation, molecular function: hydrolase activity. The record is from RefSeq and is a predicted model, not a curated record. The coding region runs from base 420 to 2375 and encodes 651 amino acids. NCBI's taxonomy places the organism in Eukaryota, Metazoa, Arthropoda, Insecta, Lepidoptera, Pieridae.
UAUAAACCAUAAAUAUUGUAUAUGUUGACAAGGACUUCUCCAUAGAUUUCUUUCCUCUAUGGGACCAGCUGCCUAGUGCCAAUCUGAUGUAAAUAGUCUGCCAAAUUUUAAUUGACAUAUCUGAAAUCACUGAUAGGAUUCUUUCAAAUUGAAAUUCAAAUAGUGGAUUUUUCAAUUUGUAAAAUGAAACUGGGAGCCUAGAGAGGAAAGUCGUCUUUAUUUUGUUACCUUUGUAAUUUAAUUGUGGUUUGAAAUACUUUGUUUAGUCUGAAUUUCCUUGGGAUUUUUAAGCAAAUGAGUUUUUUGCCAUAUAUACUCCUCAAAUUUUUAUGUGGUGUUUAAUGUAAAGUUUUCCUGAAGAAUAUUAUGUGUAAGAAAGUGAUUACCAGUGGCAGAAAGAAAAAUAAGUGUCUGUAAAAAUGAUUUUUUCAAAAGCAGUGUUUUCAGUAGUAUGCAUUCUUUUGUUAUUGUCAAUGUUUGUGGCUAGCAUUUUGAACACAAUAGCUACAGAUCACAAUUUUACUAAUGAGAACAAAGACGAAGGUGAAAAUUUUACAAAAUAUUUAGCAAAAAAAUAUGGUCCAAUAAGUGAUUCACCUAAUAAUCUUAUUUGGUUCCUACAGAUAUCUGACAUACAUAUUAGUAUAUUUCGGGACCCCGGUAGAAUAUCUCAAUUUCAGCAGUUUUGUGAUAGUACUGUUAAAAAAAUCAAACCAUUCCUAGUUUUGGCAACUGGUGACCUAACUGAUGCUAAAGCUAAAGAUAAUCUUGGAAGCUCACAAGUUAAGUCAGAAUGGGUGUAUUAUUAUAACAUUAUAAAGGAAUCAGGAGUAACAGAACAUACUACUUGGUUAGAUAUAAGAGGAAAUCAUGAUAACUUUAAUAUUAGGACAUUAAAUUCUCAAGAAAACUAUUUUCGAAAUUAUUCUGUACAAGGAAUAAAUAAUCCAAAAUCAUAUGUCCAUUAUAUGAAUGUUAAUGGAGUCAGUACAGCUUUUAUAGGAAUUGAUGCAUGUCCUGAGCCUGGUUUAAGACGGCCAUUUAACUUUAUUGGCAUACUAGAUGCUCAAGAACAACAAUAUAUACAAAAGUUAAAACAAGAUGCCGAAAAUAAGGCAGAUCAUAUAGUUUGGUUUGGGCACUAUCCUACUUCAUGUUUAUUAUCUCUAGAACAUGAUCAGCAAAGGAUAGAUGUAAGACAGUUGAUUGCCAGCGCAAGUGGUUCACAGGUUUAUGUUUGUGGUCAUUUACAUUCCAUGGGUGGAUUAGUACCUAAAAUGUAUACAAAGCACAAAAAAGGCUAUUUAGAGCUAGAGUUAGGGGAUUGGAAAGAUAACAGAAUGUAUCGUUUGGCGGCCAUAGAUCAUGGAAUGUUCUCUUUUGUUGACCAAAGACACAAUACAUGGCCAGUUAUUCUUGUGACAAAUCCUAAACAUGCGAAAUAUGCUAUACCUGGACGAGAACCAUUGAGUUUGAUACCUGACUCAACCCAUAUAAGGAUUUUAGCGUUUAGUGAUGUUCAAAUCGAGAGUGUAAAGAUAUCUUUUGAUAGAUUAAGUUGGUUAAAUUGUAAAUCUAAGGAAAGACCACUUUAUGUCUGUGAUUGGCUUCCCCAUUUGUUUGUAACAGGUAUUCAUAACUUGUAUGUAAGAGCUGUUGAUGAACUAGGAAAAGAGACAAAUGUAACUCAUCCGUUUACUCUAGAUGGGACAUCAGUGAAUUUUGAAGUAAUACCCAGAAUUUUGCUAAUGCUUGACGCAGGAUCUGUGUUUCAGGCGGUAUUUGGAACACUAUUGGUAAUAAAUGUCACACCGCUAAGCAUUUUGAGAUCACAAAAGAGCCCGCCAAAAUACAGACGAAGAUGUGGCCGUCAGAUUUUACGGAAAGUCUGGCUUUUGAGCAAAGUCGAUCGGAUAUUUUAUCCGAUUAUACUAUAUGCAUUGUAUUUACCACUUGGCCCAUGGGCGAUAGGGGAACUUAUUGAUGGGUACAUUGGCACCAUUUUUGCAUGGGGUAUUGUUAUAAAGGGCACAUUUCUGCCUGAACCAUUUACGUAUAUGUACGGAAGUGUGCAGUUAAUGUUUGUGCAAAUCCCAUUGAUAUUUGUAUUGGCAUAUUGUUUAGACUUACGUUUGACGAAUCACAAUGCCCAAGGAAUAAAGCGAGUCAUCCGGAAUUUGCCCUUUAUAUUUCUACUGACAAUACAACUACUGCUUGCGUACUUCUUUUGGUUGGAAUAUGGAACUCUAUCAUUUCUUACUAGUCCUCUGAGGACUUGGAGUGUUGGUUUAAGUACAUUAUUGUGGUACAAGACCUUAACAUUGCCACCUGAUUAUUGCAGACGCCUCCAAAAGCUGAACGAAACUCCGCCGUAGACACCGAAGGCUGUACAUAUUAUCAAGGCUGUGUAAAAUAGUCAUGUAUUUUUAUUUACACCAAAGAUAUUAUUUUUAUGCACUUGAAACAUUGUCCUAUUAUGUUUAUGUCUAAUAUACCAAAACUAAUAUUUAUGGAAACUUACAGUAUUUCUAAUAUAGUCACCAUACAUUAGGAAUGUAUGAAUAUAAUGGUAUUUUUGUCAUAGAUUUUAAUCAUACAUGCACAAACCGUCCGCGUUUCAUAUGUGUGUGUACGAUUAACCGCCUCGCCUUAUAUUUCGCUGUUGCACAUAAUUACAAUUACUGUUCGUUGUCUCUUACAAAUAUUAUUAUUUGACUAUAGAAUUAUUUGACAAAAGCUAAAAAAAGUAAUUUACUAUGAUUUAAUUAUCUGCCCAUUACAAUAAUUGUUAUAACAGUUAUCAGUGCAAUACGUAAUUGUGCUAAUACAUAAUGAGCAUAAUAUAACUUAUAU